Amorphotheca resinae ATCC 22711 is the source of this 1940-nucleotide messenger RNA. RefSeq lists its product as hypothetical. NCBI's taxonomy places the organism in Eukaryota, Fungi, Ascomycota, Leotiomycetes, Helotiales, Amorphothecaceae. The record is from RefSeq and is a predicted model, not a curated record. Gene Ontology annotation, biological process: transmembrane transport. The transcript has 5 exons. Bases 492 to 1484 code for a protein of 330 amino acids.
AUCGGUAGGUAUCUUGACAAAACAACCUACACCAGGGGAAAGACAAUACGUCCCUACAAAGCACAUGAACAAAAAGCACUCCUCUGCGACAGCGAUAUUCCUAUUACUGCGACGACUCAAACGUCGAUACAAUAACCCCGCAAAUCUGUCUUCGAUCCCUUUGAAUGGACCCCGACUUGUCUAGAGGUUGCUUUAGGUCGGCUCGGUUUCCCCUGGUCUAAUGGUUAAGCCUCUUUCAACAGAUCUAUCGCGACUCUCACGAUUGUAACGACAAAGCACGCUGUUAGUCGCAAUAUUUCCUCGGCUGCCGCGUUGCAGACUUUCAGAGCGGCGUUACAAUUACUAUUACUCGUGGAUGUUAUCAACUUCCCGAACUGGUCACCAUUAAUUUGUUAGAGAGGGCGCUGUUCGGGCUCGUGUGCGCCAACAGCUGGUUGCACGUUGAGCUUCCGGCCUUGGAGUAGACCGUCUAUCUAUCUAGGUACCUGGAAAUGUCUGCUGCUUCUGGGACUGAUGUCCUUAAGCCGAAGCAGUAUGGACCAAGGGUCCUACAGCUUCGCGAGAUGAUCUCGCAGCCAGUUGUUGCAGCCUUCUGCGCUGGCGGAGUAGCCGGCGCCGUUUCAAGAACCGUCGUAUCCCCCCUCGAACGACUUAAGAUACUCUUCCAAAUUCAAAGUGUUGGUCGCGAGGAAUACAAGCUUUCAGUUGGACAGGGCUUGAUGAAAAUGUGGAGGGAGGAAGGCUGGCGGGGCUUCAUGAGAGGAAAUGGAACGAAUUGCAUACGAAUUGUGCCAUAUUCUGCAGUCCAAUUCGGGAGCUACAACUUCUACAAGAAGUUCUUCGAGAGUACACCCGGCGGCGACAUGAGUUCUGUCAGACGCCUAGUUUGUGGUGGAGCAGCUGGUAUUACAUCUGUGUUCUUCACAUACCCUCUUGAUAUCGUCCGAACUCGUCUCUCAAUCCAAUCUGCUUCGUUUGCAGCGCUUGGUAAUUUACCACGAACAAAGCUACCGGGGAUGUGGACAACUAUGGUAACUAUGUAUAAGACUGAAGGUGGUAUUCCCGCUCUGUACAGAGGUAUCAUUCCAACAGUCGCUGGCGUUGCACCAUACGUUGGCCUGAAUUUCAUGGUUUAUGAACUCGUACGACAAUACUUUACACCUGAAGGAGACAAAAACCCAAGUGCAUUACGGAAGCUUGCUGCUGGAGCAAUAUCCGGCGCUGUGGCUCAGACAUGCACUUAUCCAUUUGAUGUCCUCCGUCGUAGAUUUCAGAUCAACACUAUGUCUGGUAUGGGCUAUCAAUACAAGUCAAUAUUUGACGCGGUUAGAGUCAUCAUCGUCCAAGAGGGCAUUCAGGGCAUGUACAAAGGCAUUGUUCCAAAUCUUCUCAAAGUCGCACCGAGCAUGGCAAGUAGCUGGCUCAGCUUUGAAAUGACCAGAGAUUUUUUGCUCACACUUAGACCCGGUGUCGAGGACCUAUGAGAUUCGGCAAAGCGUUCUCACUGGGAACGACGUGUAAAAUAUUCCUUUCUUGUUCUUAGGCAGUGCAGAAAUGGGGUUACGGCGCAACUCAAGCAGAAAGCUUUGUAUACGAAGGCGUGGGGUAAGCACUGGUUGCAUUUGGAAAGGCAGAGAGCGGGUGCAGCAUAAAGCUUGUGGAGAGAGAAAGUGGUAGAUAUUCCGUUGCUAAACGCUGCGGGCCACAGAUGGGGAUGAGCAUAGAUUUUCUGAAGCCAAGGGUGAAGAAGACACAGACAAUGAUGGAACAGCAAAUAUGGCUCGAGUGGCAGCUGUAUGAAUCAAUAGACUGGAAGAACUUAAACCUAUCACUCCAGGCAUGAUUCACACUUCCGCUACAGUUGAAGCUCAAGGCUCCGCGGUACUGCUUAGGACUACCACCAUGCCGAUGCAGAGAUGGAUAAUUUAGGUAUAUUAACC